AUUAGUGAAAAAAGAAAAAAGAGAAUAAAUGCAGCCAGGUCGUGUUUCUUUCUUGCUCUCUCUUUCUUUCUCUUCGUAUUAAAGCAUAAGUAUCAGUAUGUCGCUUCGCUCCAAACGUUUUUUGAGGUUAGGUUUCUUCUCCUCUACGUCCUCUUGUAAAUUGGUCGUUUUCACCGUCACCUUCCUACCUGGUGUCUCGUCGUCCGCUGCCCGACCAGUAGAGCCAGGUCGCGACGAUGACGAAGAUGGAGAUGCUUCCCCACGGGCGCUUCUGACGGACGCAGAGUGGGCGGCGCACCAGGACUGCUUCCGCGCAGCCCUAGCAGAUGAAGUAGGCGGGUACGAUCUCUCCGCGUGCUGGCAGGGCGCCCGGCCGUUUGAGACCCAAGGCGACCCGCUGCAGUACAAGUCCUGGCAGGACGUAGUGGACGGCUUUUUGACCCCACAAGAAGCCAACUUCGAGCCCCAUUUUGACGGCCACGAGAGUACAAGCGGGUUGCAGGAGGGGGUGCAGCCUGGCCACGCCCGGAGGGCUCCUGUUCGUCCGGCGGCUGUGGGGGAUGACCAGCUGGGGAAUGAUAUACAGACGGCAACGCCUACGCCGGCUCCUAGCGCGGCGAACCGUAUGACAGCAUGGGAGAUGCGAACGACCUGCCCCUACUGGCACCGUGGCGUUGCCGUUAUUCCGGUCGUCCAUCGACCGGCGACUUCUACAUCGCCAGAAGAGCAACACGCCUCUGACAGUGCUGCUCGCAGUCGCAGCACACCACAACAUCAACAUCCCGAGACACAUAAAAGCGAAACGGAGUUCCUGUUCCAAGUCCGGGCUCCGUGGAAGUGGGCCUUCGGAGGGUUGAUCGACCUGGGAGUCAGCGAGACCGUGGAGAUUGACGAGCCGGACGAGGUUGCGGCCCAUCGAGCGGUCCAGGAGGAGCUUGGGAUCAAUUUGCUGAAGGCAGCGACCCUCGACGACGACUUCUAUGAGGUCGACCUCGCAGAACAACUACCCGAUGCGCGCUCGGUGAAGAGCGACGCAAUAAAUGUCAGAAAUGAAGCAAAAUGCAGGCACUCAACAAGGAUAAUUUCAGAAACGAGCGGAGCCGUUGUGUCCGCGGAUGCAGCGGAAGAGAACAGGAGCGACCAAGCCUGUAAUUCUGUUCAAAAUGCUGACGGCGCGGACACAAGCACGAGUCAGGAUUAUACGACGUCCAGUAGCACCAAUCCUCUCCCGACGUCACCGAUGCCGCGACAGUGUUGCCGCUUGGCUUUUUCAUGGCGCGGCGUCAUGCCCAAGAUGCGGCCCUUCUGCGAGAAAACGCUGCUCACGGUUUACACAUUGGGGAAAAGACUGGCCACGGACCUGUCCGAGGAUGACGAGGUGCACAGUUUUUACUACGCGAAUAUGACCACGUACCUCGCACUUGCGCGAACGAGGACUGGAUUCACGCAAUUCGCGCCCUGGGUGCAUGCGAUAUUGGGAAAUUGUAAAGAAACCUGUGGGUUUGGAUAGAAUAGAUUUGGGAAAAAUGCAAUACCGUCUGUCUCAGGAGACACACGAGUGGUUGCUGAACUCUCGAUGGAUGGUGUAAGCCCUGCACAAACAGGAAGGGAAAUGCAAAAGGCAAGGAGUGCUGCAACGUGGCGAGUUCCUCAAGAAUGCCACAAGCGGGAUCAUGAAUCAAUGAUCUUCACAUCUACUAGCGGUGGCGCUUCUGAAAGUAACUCGGAGCAAUAAGUACAUAGCAUCGUUUCAAUAUCAUGCGUAGACAAGCACCUUGCAGAGGACGAGAAUGUGACGGGCGAUGCGCAGUAGACACGGACCGACUCCCGGCAAUGCCCCCGCCGAUUGCAGUCCCUGUUCGAGGAGAUCUGAGGGACGCGGAUACAAGUACUGAAUCG
Amoebophrya sp. A120 is the source of this 1899-nucleotide messenger RNA. The record is from the annotation of a GenBank genome assembly. Lineage: Eukaryota; Dinophyceae; Syndiniales; Amoebophryaceae.